CGUUCAUUCACUGGGAGCCGGCUAAGACCGACUAAUCUCUCACGCAGUCAUUCCCUCUACCCUAAUAAAGAUCCACCACCUCUCCUAGAACUCGGUCCGAGGGACGCUGCUCUCCUGGCCCUGCCAUCACUGAAGCGCCCAGGCGUCCCGGAAGAUCCGACCUGAGCGCAGACCCCGCGGACCAUGAGUCCUCGGAGGCAGCGAGCGUCGGUCCCGCUGCUGCUGCUGCUGCCGCUGCUGCUGCUGCUGGGCGGCUGCCUCCUCGUGGCCGCCCGGAGAGACAAGGGGGCGGCAGGCAGCGCGGCCCAGCCGGCCCCGGGUCCCGCGGGCGGCUCCUCCGGCCGCUUCGUCAGCCCCGAGCGGCACGCGUGCAGCUGGCAGCUCCUGCUGCCCGGCCCGGGGCCCGCGGCGGGCAGCGAGCUGGCGCUGCGCUGCCAGGACCCGGACGGGGCGCGCCACCAGUGCGCCUACCGCGGGGAGCCGGAGCGCUGCGCCGCCUACGCCGCCCGCGGCGCGCACUACUGGAAGCAGGUGCUGGGCGGGCUGCGCAAGAAGCGGCGGCCGUGCCAGGACCCCGCUCCGCUCAAGGCUCGCGUGUGCGCGGGCAAGAAGGGCCACGGCGCUGAGCUGCGCCUGGUGCCCCACGCGUCCUCACCCGCGCGCCCCACUGCGGCGGGCUUCCCCCCGGAUCCCAAGCCCCGCGCCAGGAGCCGGGGGCGCCUCCGGGAGCCCGCGCCCGGCCCCUCCGGAGGGGCCCGACUUCCCGCCGGCGCGUCUCCCAGAGGGAAGCCGUCUGAGACCAACGGCGGCAAGAGGAAGGCGGCCUCGGACCCAGACCAGGAGCGACCCCUGGGGACCGGGCCCGAUCCCGACGGGCUGGACGAGAACGCGAAGCUCACGGAGACCUACUGUGCUGAGAAGUGGCACUCCCUCUGCAACUUCUUUGUCAAUUUCUGGAAUGGCUGAGGCUGCCCGCCUGGGGAGGAACCUGGGUGGGGGGAGGUACGCAGCCGGGGAGGAGAAGUUAAGGGCAUCUUAGGCCAGGAGAUAAGGGAUGGAGAGUGGGGAGGAGUCCAGGUUCUAGAAUGGGGCGAGGGGGUGGGAGGGCGUGGGCCUUGGGAUGAGAGUGUAAGGGGUAUGGAGAAUCUCUGAGACAGCAGAGACGUUAAACAUUUUUGAAGAGUCUCAACCCUGAUUAAGAGCAGAAAAAAUAGUGGAAACAGAAGUAGGCAUACCUUAAAUGUGCAAAAACUGUAGACUGGGGAGAGAGACAGGAGUAUAGAGGGAGGCUGGAAAAAACUAACGGGGGAAAAGUGAGGAGAGUGAUGUAAAUCUCAUGUGGGAAUCAGGAUACAACAUGUACUGUUUAACACAUUUGUAUUAAAAUGUAAUCAGGAUCUAUUGAUACCCUGAGCCAGGUUGAAUUGUUUAGUGACUUCUCACCCAAUCAGCUGACGAGAUUCCCAACUCUUUUUUUUCUCCUUUUGGAAUUAGUAUGAACUUGGGUACUGCUUCGUGUCAUAGAUGACCUCUAUUGGGAUAGAAGCCAUUCAGAGGUCAAAAUUGCCUCCAAUGAAAAGAUUUUCAGGAUGGUUGCCCUUGAAUUCUUUUAGAAGUGUUACUUUUAAGCAGAGGGAUGCCUUAUGUUCUGAAAUUUUCCCAUUAAUCUUCUAAAUUCAGAGGUGGAUUGUAGUGCUCCAGUAGGUUUAAAAAAAGGAUCCUCUUUACAAUUGACCAUAUAUUUUUUUAAAAAGCUGAAAUUAAGUAUAUAUCUCAGAGUCAUUUGGACCAGUAUGGAAGUUGUAUCUGUUUCAUGUAAUUAACUGUUAACAUAUUUCAUUUUAAGUAAGAUGCGAUGAUAACUUUGCGCAUGUUAGGUGCUCAAUAAAGACUGUAUGGAUAACUUGAAAGAGCUGGCAGGGCAAUGGAAAUUCUGACUGCAUUUGAUAUAGUUCUGAGUGUAGCUUGAAGUAAGUUCCCAAACAUCUCUUGAAUGGUAAGGAAAAGACAAGAAGUCUGCAUAAAGCAGGAGUGUCAAACUGGCAAACCUUGGGUUGUAUCAUUGUUCUUUUGGCCUGCAUGUGGUUCUCUCAGUUUUCCUCUCUUCUUCCUCCCUCUCAAUUUGGAGGUGUUGCCAGCAUUUAAAAAUUAAAUAAUUUCAUAUAAAAAUUAA
Felis catus (domestic cat) is the source of this 2173-nucleotide messenger RNA. RefSeq names its product fibroblast growth factor binding protein 3 (gene FGFBP3). The transcript has 2 exons. Gene Ontology annotation, biological process: cell-cell signaling. The record is from RefSeq and is a predicted model, not a curated record. Gene Ontology annotation, molecular function: growth factor binding. The coding region runs from base 184 to 966 and encodes 260 amino acids. Lineage: Eukaryota; Metazoa; Chordata; Mammalia; Carnivora; Felidae.